AUGUGGCAGAUCACAAAUUUGAGGUCCAGAAUGGUUCGAAAUUACAAACCAAAAACUAACAGAAAACUGACAUCCCCAAGGAAAUUGAAAGCAGCAGUGGCUCUUGUAAAAGCAGGAUGGAGCAUCAGAAAGGCUGCUAAAGAUAAGGGAAUAAAUAGGCAGACUCUCUUUAAAGCAUGUAAAAAGAAAAACAAGCAACCAGAUGUAUCACCACCUCAGUUGACUUAUAACAGCAGAUCUGUACUUAGUCCUGAAAUAGAGAAAAGCAUUUCAGAUUAUUGCAUUCAAGUGGCUCAAAUGGGUUAUGGACUGACAGUUCUAAAAUGCCGGGAGUUGGCUUUUGAAGUUGCUCAGAAGAAUAAUAUACAAAUGCCUCUCAACUGGACAAAGGAACAGCGCGCUGGGAUUGAUUGGUAUCAUGGUUUCCGAAACCGACACCCAGAGCUUUCAGUAAGAACACCAGAAGGCUGCAGCAUUGCUCGAGCUAUGGCGUUUAAUAGAGCUAACGUGAAACUAUUUUUUGACAAAUUUGCUGAAGUUAGAGAGAGGCAUCCCUCCUUUGUUGAUGACAGUAGGAUCUACAACCUUGAUGAGUCGUGCACAUCAACAGUUCAAAAUACCCGUAAAAUAAUAGCCCCAAAGGGUGUCAAGCAGGUCCACCAGGUUAAAGGAGCAGAAAGAGGUGUUUCAGUGACAACAUGUGAUAUUAUUGGAGCGUACGGAACUGUAUUACCCCCAGUGCAUAUAUUUCCACGCAAGAAAUUUGUCCCUGAUCUUAUGAUAAACUGCUAUCCGGGAGCCCUCGGCCUAGGAAAUGAAAAAGGUUACAUGACGAAAGAAACUUUCCCUGCUGUUAUGUCCCAUUUCAUCAAGUGCACAGGGGCAACUCCCAAUAAUCCUGCUUUGUUAUUGUUAGAUAAUGUAGAGUCUCAUUUCUCCACUCAGACUCUAGAUUUAGCAAAAAAUAAUGGUGUAACUGUGCUGACAUUCCCUCCCCACUGCACUCACAAAAUGCAGCCGCUUGAUGUUGGAUUCUUUGGGCCCUUCAAGGCUUAUUAUGAUGCCGCUGUGAAUACAUAUUUGGCUAACAAUCCAGCAUGCCCUCCAACUAUAUACCGCGUUGCAGGGUUUGUGAAUGAUGCUCUUCUGAAAGCAGCAACACCUCUUAAUAUUAUAAAAAGCUUUCAAGUCACUGGAAUUGUUCCUUUUAACAGGGAUAUUUUUACUGACUCAGAUUUUAUGAUGGCUGCAGUCACUCUGAGGUCUGAUCCUUCACUGUUGCCAGAUGGUAACCAAGAAACUACUGUCUCUACACCUGAAACUCCAACACCUGAAGCUAGUUCUGCUGUUGCUAGUGAAUUAAUAGAUGAUACCAGGAGGUCUAAGGAUUUUGUUACACCUGCAGAUAUCAGAGGGUUUCCAAAGGCUAAACCAAAAGAGAAGCAAAGAAAGCCAAGAAGAAAGGGCAAGGUAAUGGUGGCAACAGAUACUCCAGAAAAGGCUGAAAUUUCACAAAGAGAGGAACAGGCAGAGUUAAAGAAACAACAAACAGAAGAAAGAAAGAGGAAGAGACUGGAGAAGCAGGCUGCAGACUCAUCAAAAACAAGAAGAACCAGAAGAAAUACCAAGAGAGCAUUGACAUAUGAAAGUGAUAAUUCUGAAGAGACCGAUGAUGUGAAUGUAGUGACGCCCCCUCCAGCUCCUAAGUCAACUCCUCCACUUUCUGGAGUCACCAUGGGUCAAUUAAGAACAAUUAAAAGAUAG
Molecule: messenger RNA, 1764 nt
Organism: Frankliniella occidentalis (western flower thrips)
Lineage: Eukaryota; Metazoa; Arthropoda; Insecta; Thysanoptera; Thripidae
Exons: 4
Coding region: 1-1764 (587 amino acids)
Cellular component (GO): nucleus
Molecular function (GO): DNA binding
Source: RefSeq, a predicted model, not a curated record